UAUAAAAGAAAAACAAAGGCUUUGUUUCUUUCUCUAUACCCUGUGGUAUCAAACAAUAGAAGAACAUCAUAUUGAGAAUCAAUUCGAUCGCUCGUUCCCUGGGGUUGUCAACAAAUUUGAUUCUUCGAAAAUCCAUUUUGGGGUAUUUAAAAAUUUAAUUUUCAAGUGUUUUUAUGGUCCAAUUUUUGAUAAACAACUAGGAAUAUACCUAGAUGAUCAAGAAGUUCAAUGGUAGUUAUUGAUUUUGAAGGUUGGAUAGAUAACUGUGCAAUUCAUUUCUGGGUUUUUCUGGGUUUUGUGAGUAGUUUGAUGGGUCGAAGUUGGAUUUUUGAAUUGUGAGUGAUAUGUUGGAUUUUAGGAUAGGUGGUAAAAGGGGGGCUAGGGUUAGGGUUUUGUGUUGAAAGGUUUGAAAUUUGGGGUUAGGGUCUAUUUAUGAGUUGGGGAAAUAGUAGGGUUCAGAUGAUGGAAGAACAUGACCUUGAAGAAGGGGAAGCAUGUUAUUACAACAAGGAUGAUGAUGAUACAAGCUUUGACCCUGAUAUAGCACUCUCUUACAUUGAUGAGAAACUUCAAAGUGUCCUGGGUCAUUUUCAGAAAGAUUUUGAAGGAGGUGUUUCUGCCGAGAAUUUGGGGGCAAAAUUUGGUGGUUAUGGUUCGUUUUUACCGACUUAUCAACGCUCCCCUUCAAUUCUACCUCAGCCAAGAACUCCACAGAUAUCUCAAAAUCAAGGCACAUCUAGGUCACCCAGCCAUUUCGCCUCCGAGGGAGCUCCCCAGAACCCAACGUCUGUGUCUGGUCUUCCUUCGACUAGGAAGAAUGGUACAGCUGCUUCCCGUGGUGGUCAUACCUUGCAUGAUUCAAGGGUUCCUUUUGGGGGUGAUACCACAAGACAAGAUUCAUCUGCUCAAGAAUCUAAUAAGUUCCCUGCAAAACAUGAAGUUUCUAUGAUUAAGUCACUUAAUCCAACCGAUCAGAGAACACUCAAACUUCGGAUUAGAGUUGGUUCUGAUAAGACAGCUCAGAAGAGUACUGCUUUGCACACUAGUCUUGGACUUAUCUCUCCCUCUUCAUCGAUGGAAAAUAGUCCUACUGAGAGUGGUGAGAUGUUGGCCAAGGUUGAAGAAAGUCAUAGUGAUUCUCCAGCCAACAUCCUUCAGACUAUGACUUCUUUCCCAGUUGCUGGAAAUGUGCUGCUUUCACCUCUCAAUGAGAAGUUUUUGACUUUGUCAAGAAAUGAAAAACCUUUCGCAGAGAAUGAGCAUGUGGCUGUUGCAAAGGAUACUAACCCUCAAUCUGUCAUGUCUGCCAAUAGUUCAACUUCCAGGCUGGAAGAUGGAGAUGUCUUGAUCAGAAAGAAAAGUAAAUCAGUUGGUUUAAGUGAACAUGUUGAGGAACUGAAUUCAGAGGUCAGAAAUGACACGAUGUCCUUGUUAAAGAAAAACUCGGGAAUUGAGAGCUUGAAAAACAGGCAUUGCUUUUCAAAUGACCUUAAUCAGAGAGUUGUACAUGAUUUAGUAUGUGAUACUCAUGAAUCAGUGAAAGGUGCUGGUGGUGCACCUGAAGCUAUAAAAGCCUCAGAGAAGGAAGUUCCUCUGAAGAAAAGGGAGAUCAAUAGACUUAAAGAUCAACUGUUUGGUAGUGAUUUGGACAAGGAUGACUCGUUAGAAUCAUUAUCUGACCUAAGUGGUGACAAAUAUGAUCACCAGGAAGUAAGAAGUAGAUCGGUGGAACUCCAGUUAGAAAGCUUUCAGAAAAAUGCUUCUUUUGAUAUCAAGGAAGGUGGCAUGAGCAAAUACAGCAGAUCCGUUCCUUCAUUUAGAGCUAAUUCUAAUAUAUCUGAGAGUGAGAGGGAUUCUAGUGGGGCUGUCUCUCUGAGAAAGAAAGCUGUUAAGCAAGCUGCAACCCAUAAACUUGACCAACCAAGGAUACCUCGCACUGAGAAGCAAUCAUCUGAAGGCAAAAAGAAAUUAACAGAACAUCAACCUGGUUUGAAGCCUGCUGCAGAUGUGGUAGAGGUAAGAGGGGUUUCUACUACCCUCAAGAACAAGAAGAGUUCUAUGAAGGAUGUACGGGUGGCUCAUGUAUUUGAUGCACAGUUGAAAAAACCCACAAAUCAACUGGGUAGACCUCCAGGUGAUAAGUUGAAGAAAUCUAGACUAGAGGCACGUAAAGGACGGCAUUCAUCUUCUUCUAAAUCAAGACAGGUCCCAUGCAAAAAAGCUGAUAGUCAUGUGGCAUGUGCGACCCCUAUGAAGGAUCCUUCAGCCAUGGGCAUACAGGACGUGAAAGAGCUGACCUCUGGAGCUGAGCCACCAGUUGCUCCUGUCUUUAUUGAAGAAGAUUGGGUUGCCUGUGAUAAAUGUGAGAGGUGGCGUCUUCUUCCAUAUGGUACAAAACCUGCGCAACUGCCUGAGAGGUGGAUAUGCAGUAUGUUAUACUGGCUGCCUGGAAUGAACCGUUGUGACAUUAGUGAGGAGGAGACUACAACAGCUCUGCAUGCCUUGUACCAAAUGCCCCUGCCUGAUAACCUAAAUAGCCUUCAAAAUCAUGCUGGUAGAAGUGCGGCAGGAGUAGUUUCAGCUGAUAUGCAUGGUCUCGGUGGUAGUAGUCAGAACGCGGGUUUCGAUUACAUGGCUAAUGGAGGAAAGAAUAAACAGAAAUUUAGAGAAACACCAAACACAAGCAGCAAUCAUGGUCCAAUGUUGACCACAAACUCAAACUUGCCAUCUGAGCUGGUCAAAAACAGAAGUUUUAAGAAUGUGAACCAACCUGUUGCUGAAUCAAACUCAAUUAGCAAAUCCAAUGCACAGAUUCCAGUUAAGUCGUCUGAUGUCCUUGGCAAACAAUUGAACAAACUGACGGAGCGCAUGGCUAAUGGUGAUGAAAAGCAAAAAAAGAAAUCCAAGAGGGAGUCCGAUCAAUAUGAUCGCAGGGAUUUGAAAAAGUUAAAAAUCAAAAGUGACCAAGCUUUUGUGGCAACUAGGGAAGUUGUGACCGGUACCCAGAACUACCAUGAACAUGGCAAUUUGAAGGAUACAAAGCCUGGAUUGACAGAAAGGGUACAAAUAUUGGAAAAGAAGCAUGGCAACCGAGUCCAGGAUUCAAGGGAUAGUGACUUGAUUGACAUUAAAACUAAUAUCGGAAGAGAAAUUUCUAUAAAGAAAAGAAAAUUGAGGGAUCAAGACUAUUUAAUGGAUUCACAAAGUAAAGGUAAUCUCUUGGGUGACAGCGAUGGCAAUGCUAUUGUGGGGAAGGCUAGUGGUGAGAGUGGUUUCAGAAAACAGAAGAAACCCAAGGUGUUUCAUUCUGAAAAAAAGGAGCCCAGUACAAGCAAGGGUGAGGAGAAAUCAUCAAGAACAAAAGGUGCAGUUACCAGAAUUGUUCUACCAGGAACCAGGGAUUUUCCUAUAGAUAGAAGUGUAGAGAGAGAACAUCAGACAAAGAAGUAUCGAGUGAAGGUUCAGUCUCGGUUGACGAUGGAAGAUAUUGAUUCAUUGAAAAAGGACUUGGGAUCUGAACAGUUACCAGUGGCUGCCACUUCAAGCUCAUCAAAAGUUUCUGAUUCUCGGAAAUGUAGAGCGAAUCACCAAGUGAAAGGCUCUCCUGUAGGGUCUGUUUCCUCAUCUCCCAUGAGGAUGCUCAUCAUGAGCAACGCUUCACCUGCAAGAAUGGAGAGUUCGAAAGAUGAUGCUAAAUUGGAUGACAUUGGAAGUCCAAGAAAAUAUUUGGAUAGGGAUGGCGAUUUUGAGAGUGAUAAAUCUAGGGUCUUGAUAAAGGGGAAAAGACCAGGUGUUCCUCAUUCGGAGGUUUGUGAAAAUUUUGUGCUAGAUUUUCAGGGUAAUGAUGCCAGGGAAAAAAUUGAAUCGUCUGGUAUACAUUCUUCCGACCUUGGAAAUAGCUAUAUGUGUAAUAAUAAUGUUGAUGUUCUGGAGAAAUGUAGCCCUUACAUGCCUGAAAAGCGUGCUGCAUAUUGCUCUGAUGGCAAGGGUAGAUUGAGCAAGAAACACGUUUCUGUGCUUAACGAAUAUAAAUCUGCGAAAGAUCCUCCUUUGCAAUUUAAGGAGAAAGACUGGAAUACUGGAUUUAAUACUCAAAGGUUAGAAGAGAACAUAUCGGAUCAACUAGGCAGCAAGGAAGUCCUGAAUUCAAAGAUUGACCCUAAUAAUCUUGAUUCUAGUACUAAAUCUUUCAAAGACAAUCAGAAAGUCAGCAAGAAAGAUCCCACACAUUGUAGUGACGGCAGUAGAGAGCUUCGACUGAAGCAUGAUGGUGUUGGGUCAACCACAAAGUUGAAUAGUGUAUAUGACUUGGAAGGAAAAGUUCUUACAAAGGAAAAACUUCAUCAGGAAAGUGAUGCUCGAUUUGCAAUGAAUGGUAGAUCAAUUCAGACAGAAUCCAGGGACCUAAGGUCACAAGUUGGUGCACAUGCUGAAGAUAAAUUAGGCACAUCAGUUAUUAAGAGCAAACCUGCUUCAGGUGCCCAGAAAGGAAGUUUUAAAAAUGUAGGGAUGGUGAAUUCUUCAGUAAGUGCCAGAGUGUCAACUAUGCUAAAAGAUCCUGGCAUUGGUGUGUGUCAAAACGCAAGUCACAACAGCAUGGGCCGGUUGGAGUCUGAUCAUUGUGCAGUGCAGGAACCCAGUGCUCCUACCCCCUCAAAAAGAGAGUCCUCCAGUCAGACUGCUUCUAUUAUCUUGGCAGAAGCUGAAAAGCUUAGAGAUACUGCUGAUCGUCUUAAGAACUCUGGAUUUCAUGCCGACUACAAUCAUGGCUAUUUCCAAGCGGCAUUAUUGUUUCUUCAGGGUGCUUCACAUUUCGAAAGCUCAAAUGGGGAAAGUAGCAAAUCCAGAGAGAUGAAUCAAAUACAAAUCUAUAGUAAUGCAGCCAAACUUUGCGAAGCUUGUGCACUUGAAUACGAGAAGCAUGAUGAAACUGCCACGGCUGCUUUGGCCUAUAAGUGCAUGGAGGUUGCAUACAUGAGGGUGGUAAACUGCAAAAGUAUGAGUUCAAGUAGAAUUUGGCAUGAUCUGCAUGCAAAUUUGCAAGUUCCCCCUCAAGGUGAAUCUCCUUCAUCUUCCGCAUCUGAUGUUGAUAAUACAAACAGUCUAACAGUGGCAGAGAAGACUGUUUUAUCAAAAAACAGUGGUUCUCAUUCUGGAAAUCAUGUUAUUGCUCCUCGAAACCGUCCUAGUCUUGUUCGUCUGCUUGACUUUACAAAGGAUGUAAAUUCUGCAAUGGAGGCAUCUAGAAAAGCACAGAUUGCUUUUGCAGCUGCCACAAACGUUGGAGAGGCAGAGAAUAAGGACGCUUUCAUUUCAGUUAAACGGGUUAUUGACUUCAGUUUCCAGGAUGUAGAGGAGCUAAUACGGUUGGUGAGGCAAGCUAUCGAGGCAAUUAACCAUAAUGGUUUCGGUGGCAGUAGAGGUUAAAUCAACCAUGUAAUUUAUGUGGUUCUCCAUUCACAAGCAGGCCCUUGAAUAUGGGAAGGAAGUGAGGACCUGCGUUGCAAUUUAGUGAAGAGGCAUACUGAUAAGUGUGUUAUAUUCCUGUACAUGUGUACAAAGUGGGAUUGAUUUGCUAUUUCAUGAAAUUUUGAGAAUUCAACUUUUUGGUAUAUGAUAAGGGCACAGAUGCUCAACCUUAAAAUUUACAGGCUGGGGAUGAGGUGUAUAAAGUUUCAACUCUUCAAGGAAAAGAUUCGGAGUUCAGUUGAGAUCCAAUUUUGAAUAUUAGGUUCUUUUGGUUGGGAAUAGAGAAAAAUAGGAGUUCGGAUAUUGAGAACAUUAGUUGACAUAUCUAAGUAGACAUGAGUUUCAAUGUAGUCCCAAUGUUUCAUCCAUUACUAGAGGACUUUGAUCCUCGGGUUGCCGUAUAUAACUUCAUUUUUCCUAAUGGAACAUAAGGGGCACAAUUUUGGUGGAGGAAUUUAGUGGAAUUACUAUGUUAUCCGCCAUUAUUUCUUUUUACUCCUUUCUCUUUAAAUUUUUUUAUGUGGUGAAAAUAUAUAGAAAAAAGUCGCUGAUUCUGCCUCACAAAUUUGUUCUAUGUACUUGGCAUAUUACUAAAGAAUCUGCCAAAAAAGAGAAAAAGAAGAAAAAAGAGGGGAGGUCGUUACAGAAUUGCAUCUUUUGGUAUGUUAAAUAACGGAUUGGAAAACACGGAGUUAAUUACUUAAUUCUGCAUGCCUAUAAUCAUCUUAUCAGCUUUUGAUCUCUUUUCUAAAUGAACCAAGAAAGUUGGGUGUGUGGGUCAAUUCUUUUGACAGCUUGGUAUCCGUUGGAUCUGUUGAUCUUAAAAGAACGUGCUGCAGAAGAACUUGGAAGCAUGGCUGAAAUCUGUUUAGUACAGUAAAUGAUUUGGGAAAUAUGCUCCUCCUGGGACACAGUCAAACCUGGUUGCUCCUUGUGUUCCAGAAAGGCAUGCCAGGUAAGUCUAUUAUCCGUGGUUUUUUACUCUUUUCACUAGAUGUUGUGUUUCAAGUUUGUAGCCUGCUUAGAUAACAAUAAACAAUUGAAUCUGUGUUGCGUGCCGGUAAAAGCUUGCUUCAUCGAUGACUGACCGCAAAUGCGUUAUUUUUGAAAAGGGAUUUUUUUUUCCAGAAGGUUCACACCAAAUGCGUCAUUAUUUUAUUCAGGUACCUAUAGCCAUAUUGGGCUUAGUUUUGUUUGUCUUUCAGUCUUUGUAACUUCGUCAUUAUAUAUAAUUGGUCCAACCCGGACCAAGUUCAGAUUUUUUUUUAUUUAAAACGUUACCUAUAGUUAUAUUUCUGACUUGAUAGUGGUGUAUUUAGAUGUCGAGUGGCGAUCUGUAUGUGUUAAUAACUCUUGUUCUUUGUCUAAUUAUUCUUGAUGCAACAAAUUUAGAACAGAUCAAUAUGCCUAGUCAAAAUUGUUUUUAGCAUGUGAGAAUAGAAGUUAGGGAUGCUAGUUUGUUAUAUAUCAGUCUCUCCUCAGUAGCUUUUGGAUUUGAUCUAGUUUUGAUAUUCCAUUUGAGCGUUCAGUUUUGAGGGAAAAUGAGAGAAUUUUGGUGUUCACUAACUGAUAACCUUCUAUGAACGAGUUGAUGGUUAGGCAUAUUUUGCUCAAGUACUGAUAAAAUUAUGCAAUGCAGCAUUCUCUCUCAACUACUGAUAUAAUUAUAGUUAUCUGCACGACAGUUUUUUCCUGUAGUAUUAUGAAAAUAAAUCCAUCUUGGAUGACAGUAUUUGUCGGAAGAGGGGGUGCGGUCAGAUUACUCCUGUCAACUCUAGUCUGUAAAACUUGCUUACUUCUAUGAUGUCCUUGUUCUAAUGCCCGGUUACGUGGAGGAAAGAUAAGAAGCUCCAAGGUAGUUGGAAUGGUGACAGUUAUAACCCCAGAUAUUUACCUUGUAAAAGGGGACGUUGUGGUUGCCCUUUAAUUGUCUGUGCACUGGGAAUCUGCAUGACUAAAUAUGGCUUUGCUUGUGAAAUGGUUUUGGAGAAUCAUUUUUGAAGUGAGUUCUUUGUGGCAUGUAGUAGUAUUGGGCAGAUACGGUAAUAGAAAUAGGAUGAUUGAUGAGACUAUUAUAUUCUGUUCACUUCCUGUUGAUGUAGUCGUCAUAUUACAGUGUCCAAGAUAGUGAAGGAUACUGUGGAGGGAAGAUGAUAAACUGUAAGGUGAACAGGAAACUGCUGAUUUACUGCCUCAGUAUCUUUGCAUGAGAGUUUGCUUGGGCUUACUGGAGAUGACCUGGUGCAGAGUCUCAAAUUUAGAAGAGAAGGAUUAUUGUCAACUUUGCUGCUGUGUUAAAGGAGAUGUCACUUUUAUGACUAGCACAUGUCAACUGAGUCAUGCUGGAGCAUAUUGCUGUGAUGCUCUUUGCUUGACAAGGCUUGGAAGAGAACAGAACUUACGCGGGAAUUCGUCACAUAUCUGCAUAUUUUAGUGUUAGAACAACACUUUAUGGCUCUGUUUGGUUGGGGUUGGUCUAUAGAGGCCGUUUUUUCCCCUUGAAGAAACAACUGUUUAAUCCAUCAAUCACAUGUAAUUAGACAAUUGACAUUCCCAUAUGGAAAUGUGACAUCCAGAUCGAAGUUCGGACACAACUGGGGGAUGUUAACUUGUAGCAUAUAUCGGACUGCUUGAUUUAGUUGUAGUUUUGUAAUUGUAGUUUUUGCACAUUUGUAAACGUCAGUAAUUCGAUUAACAUCAGGAAUUCAUAUUGUGUUAUAGUUGUAACAUGUAAGUUUUUUUUUU
Molecule: messenger RNA, 8214 nt
Organism: Solanum pennellii
Lineage: Eukaryota; Viridiplantae; Streptophyta; Magnoliopsida; Solanales; Solanaceae
Exons: 13
Coding region: 433-5427 (1664 amino acids)
Molecular function (GO): zinc ion binding
Source: RefSeq, a predicted model, not a curated record